UCUGCCUCAGACGGCAGCUUUAAAAUAGCAAUUUCGCUCAUUUCCUUCACUUAUAUCUUAAAUCUUGUCCUCAUUCAUCUACACAGUCCUCAGGAAUAUGCAGAUAUGUAUUGGAGAGGGCGUAUAAUGCAACCACGAUCCACUGGAAUCCUGAAUUCUUGCAGCUGAUUGGCUGCUGGGUGCUGCCUCUUGUUGGGAUGGACCUGUUGGAUAAAAGGACCAUUUUCUAAAGGACUGUGUGUUACACAGAGGAUCAUGCACCGGGAACCUUUCAUGUAAAACGCUAUAAAAGAAAUAGGCCUUUCAAACAGCAUCGAAGACACCAUGACAGGGAAACAAGGCGCCGUGCUGUUGGAGAGUUUAAAUCUGUCGGAGAAAACCUCUCUGUGUGCAAAUGGAGGGACUACCAGCCACCAGCCGAAGAGCAGCGCCACCCAUCCAACGCCAAGGUGCACCGGCUUCGGCAUCCAGGAGAUACUGGGGCUCAAUAAAGAACCUUCCACAACCCCAAGAAGCCCACUAAGCUCGCUGCCGGCCGGGGCGCACCUGAUAGCCGCCAGGUCCGUACUGGGCCCUGCUGCUGUGGGUGUGGGGAUGGGAUUAAUCGGCCCUGGUGGAAUUCCGGCGUUUUACAGCCAACCAGCGUUUUUGGAGACGGUGCUGUCCGACGGACAGGAUCUUCACCUGCAGCAUCACAGCAGGUCCGUGGGACCGCUGGACACCAGCCAGUCAGCCAGCUCAGACUCCGAUGAUUUAUCUUCAAAUGAGCGAAAACUCUCAAAAUCAUCAGUAAGUCAGAGCAAGAAACGCAAGAAAAGACGUCACCGGACCAUAUUCACCUCAUAUCAGCUGGAGGAGUUGGAAAAGGCCUUUAACGAAGCACAUUAUCCAGAUGUUUAUGCCCGAGAGAUGUUGGCCAUGAAAACAGAAUUACCCGAAGACAGAAUACAGGUAUGGUUUCAGAACCGCAGGGCCAAGUGGAGGAAGCGAGAGAAGUGCUGGGGUCGCAGCACAGUGAUGGCUGAGUAUGGGCUGUAUGGAGCCAUGGUGAGGCAUUCAAUCCCUCUGCCAGAGUCCAUCCUCAAGUCAGCCAAGGAUGGCAUCAUGGAGUCCUGCGCCCCCUGGCUGCUCGUCCAAGAUGGCUUACCAAUCAACAGACGAUAUUCUAAAUCUGAAUACCCGCAACUUUUUGCAGGGAUGCACAAAAAAUCCAUGGAAGGAGCAGCUACCCCACCAACAGGGAAAUGUGAUGCCCCCCAGCAGCCGAGCACUCAGAGGCCAGAGGACGCUGAGGCAGAGGAGAAGAGGUCAGAGGGCAAGUCCACAAUUUCUAAAGAGGAACUGAGAGAGAACAGCAUUGCUGCACUCAGGGCCAAAGCACAGGAGCAUAGUGCCAAAGUGCUGGGGACUGUUUCUCAUGACAGACUGAUGGAGGGAAAACAGGAGAGACAGAAAGCCGAGGAGAAGGCCAGUAAUCCCCCAAGUCCAGCAGAGGAGCAGAGAAGUCCCUAGAAACUAUCAAGAUGCUAAGGAUUGUUAUUCUCAAGAGUGAGUGUGGAGGACUGACUCCUUAAAGCAUGAGUACGGACUUACCAACACAGAUUUUCAUCCCUUACUGACCUCUCUAAACAGGCCUGCAUCUGGACCUCUAAGGAGAAAACUCAUGCAGAUGGCUAGUGCACAGAACAUACAAAUGCACUUUUUCUGAUUUCCUUUUAAACUUACUCUUGUUGCUUGUCUAGAGUAGAGAUGAUAUGACAGAGUGUGAGUAAGAAAUGUGGAUGUAUAUAAACUCCACAGUUAUAUAUAGAGCCAGAUGAGUAAAUGUUUAUCCAGUAUAACGUCUUUAGCACAAUAAAUACUACUAAUGGCCAAUAAGAAGUCAGUGGACAGGCUAAGUUACAUUCUUGACUUUCAUUAUAAUUGUGCUCAUGCAGUUACUAAAUGGCGACAUUUUAGAUAAGACCCAUCCCACCGACAGUAAGAAAAAGAAAGUAAUCGUUGUCCUAUAUUGCGCUGUAUAUAAUUGAUAUAUUAAUCUUUCUGACAAAGGCACAAUUUGACAUAUGUUUUCUUGUAGUUUUAAAAUGUCUGUGUUUUCA
This is a messenger RNA of Melanotaenia boesemani (Boeseman's rainbowfish), 2102 nucleotides long. RefSeq names its product visual system homeobox 2 (gene vsx2). Bases 325 to 1512 code for a protein of 395 amino acids. Gene Ontology annotation, biological process: regulation of transcription by RNA polymerase II. NCBI's taxonomy places the organism in Eukaryota, Metazoa, Chordata, Actinopteri, Atheriniformes, Melanotaeniidae. Gene Ontology annotation, molecular function: sequence-specific double-stranded DNA binding; DNA-binding transcription factor activity, RNA polymerase II-specific. Gene Ontology annotation, cellular component: nucleus. The transcript is spliced from 5 exons. The record is from RefSeq and is a predicted model, not a curated record.